AGUAUAAAAUUAUUGGGAAAAUUCAUCUGAAUUAUGAUAAUGCGACUGUAUUUAUCAGGAUUUUGAGUUCAAACUAUGAAACUUAUGAGAAUUGUUAACUUUGACAAGUUAAUUUGAAUUGAAAUUUCUAAAGAUUUCUUUAUUUAAUCAGUUAAUUGCCACGUUUUAGACGAUUAACAUUGAAAGAGAUAUCUACAUGGAAGUGCUUAAGAAUUGCUCAAAAAUUGAAUCUUGUGAGAAAAAAAACAGAAGUUAUUUUGAUGCUGGAAACGCCAUAACUAUAAAAAGUCCCGAAUCCAUAAUGUGUGCGUUUAUAUACAAUCUUAAUUAUGGUUUCGGUGUUUUUCAUUCAUCAUUAUGACAAUUUUUGGUUUUAACCAUUUUUGGUUUGGUUUGUUUUGGUGAGUUGGAGUUGAACCAGUUUCCUUGGUUGCAUAAAGUUAAACGGAUUGGACAAAAUUAUUUCAAUUUCAGUUGUCUGUGAAAAUGGAUCCUUUAUAUUUGGCCUUAUCUUUGCAUCGAAGACGAAAAUUUGAUGAAUGUAUCAAAAUUUGUACCCAGGAAUUGGAAAAAACGCCUUUAGAUCAGGCCUUUUGGUUAUUAAAAAUGCGAUCUUUAACAAGUCAAGUUUUUGUUGACGAUGUUGAGGCUGAUGAAGAAGGAAUUGCUGAGCUACUCAUGGACGAUAAUGCAAUUUCCUCUGUACCGAGACCUGGAACAUCACUCCGAGUACCGUCAGCAAACCAAUCAAUUGGAAGAGAUUCCCCAAAUGGUUCCUCAAACAAUCCAUUAAUCACAUCUUCAACUCCAUUUACUGGUAACAGACCUAUUACUCAAUCAGGUCGCCCGAUAACUGGAAUGCUUAGACCGGGAACUCAAAGUAGUGCAUCAAAAAUUGGUAGUAUGGAGAAUACAUUGAAGACUCCAAGAACUUCAAGAACAGCUCGACCAAUGACUUCAGCAUCAGGCCGAUUUGUGCGAUUAGGAACUGCCUCAAUGUUAUCAGGAUCUUCAGGAAGCUAUGAUGACGGUCCUUUCAUAAACUUAGCUCGUCUCAAUAUAGCUAAAUAUGCAACUUUACCGGUAUUAUCAAAAUCUCUGUUUGAAUAUAUACUCUAUAAGGAAGGUGAUGUUCGCCAUGCUCUAGAUUUAGCAGCUCAAGGGUCUCAACACUCAACAUUUAAUGAUUGGUAUUGGAAGCUAGGACUAGGAAAAUGUUAUUAUAAAAUGGGUUUAUUACGCGACGCUGAAACUCAGUUCAGAUCAGCCUCGAAACACAAUGAAUCAACUGUUGACGUUUACCUUUGGCUGGGUAAAGUGUAUCUUCGUCUAGAUCAACCUUUAGCUGCAUUAAACAUUUACAAAACUGGUUUAACCAAAUUUCCCAGUGAAACGUUUCUUCUCGCUUAUUGUGCUCGAGUCCAUGAAGCUUUAUCCCAAUUGGAAGAAUCAGUAACAAUUUAUAAAGAAAUUUUAUCCUACGAGGCGACCAAUGUUGAGGCCAUUGCUUGUAUUGCCAUGCAUCACUUUUAUUGUGACCAACCAGAAAUUGGAUUGCGAUAUUAUCGACACUUGCUUCAAAUGGGAACAAAGAAUGCUCAAAUCUAUAACAAUUUAGGAUUAUGCUGUUACUAUUCACAACAAUUUGACAUGGCAAUUACUUGUUUUGAAAAGGCUUUAAAUGCAGCUCAAGAAGAUGAUUUGGUCGCUGAUAUUUGGUACAAUAUCGGAAUGAUUGCAAUCGGAUCUGGUGACAAACAGUUAGCCAGUCAAGCUUUUAGAUUAGCUCUUGUUGCUGAUAAUACUCAUCCUGAAGCUUACAAUAAUUUAGGUGUUCUUGAAAUGACCAAAACUAACCCAACAACACACAAUUUACAUCAAGCAAAGGCCUUUUUCCAAGCUUCAGCCACAGCAUCAGAAACAAAUGGCUGUCCAAUCUAUGAACCUCAUUAUAAUUUAUCAUUAAUUGGUGAAAAAACCGGACAUUAUGAUCUAUCUUAUCAAAGUGUCAAGAAAGCUUUAUCUAUUUAUCCCAAUUUUUAUGCUGCUAAAGCCAUUUAUGAAAGAAUCAAAAAGGAAUAUGAAAAUGUUUAAUUCAAUUCAAAAAAUUGAAUAGCAAGGAUAAAAUAAAAGUAGGAAACAAUAUAAAUUAGAUGUAAUAUAAUAAAUGAUGGAUUUGAUUAAAUCCUUUAUCAUUUGAAAAAUGAAAUAUAAACCCACACAAAUUACUUCAUUACCACCAAACAAUUAUUUCAAUUAUCAAAGCUAAAAAUGAAUAUUCUAACGUUGAAUGUCUAAAAUCCCAAGUCUAAAUUGUCAUAAUUUAUUCAAUAAUUCAUGUGUAAAGAUAUUGAUUAAGAAUAUGAGAUCAUUUUGAUUCGAUCUUCAAACAUGACCGCUUGAAUGAUCGACAGAAUAACUGUAAAAUUUAUUUCAAGCUCCUUUUGGUUAUUGUUUCAAGAUGAAAUUGGAUGAUGACAGAGUGGACAGUUAUUGAAUGAAACUAAUUCAACUCUUAAACAAUUAUGUUUGCAUCUUGAACAAGUCCAUUGUUGAUUUGCGUCCAUAAUUGGUUUACCGCUAGCAACACAAAUGGGAAAUUUAACAUUACAACUUGGACAGAUUGUUGACCAAUCAGCAAUCAUUGUUUCACAAUAAGUGCAUUCACUUCGAGUUAAAUUUUUAGACUCUUUGGGUUGAUUAACGGUAAAUAUUGAGAUGGCCAAAUCUUGAUAAGACAAUCUCCUCUCCUCUGGUAUUGACUCUAGCGAUUCAAGUUUAAUGAAAGCUUUAGAGGCAAUGUAAUAAUUUGAAUUG
This is a messenger RNA of Tetranychus urticae (two-spotted spider mite), 2817 nucleotides long. RefSeq names its product tetratricopeptide repeat protein 8 (gene BBS8). Gene Ontology annotation, molecular function: protein binding. Lineage: Eukaryota; Metazoa; Arthropoda; Arachnida; Trombidiformes; Tetranychidae. Gene Ontology annotation, biological process: non-motile cilium assembly. Gene Ontology annotation, cellular component: BBSome; ciliary basal body; non-motile cilium. The record is from RefSeq and is a predicted model, not a curated record.